Pseudo-nitzschia multistriata is the source of this 975-nucleotide messenger RNA. Lineage: Eukaryota; Bacillariophyta; Bacillariophyceae; Bacillariales; Bacillariaceae. The record is from the annotation of a GenBank genome assembly.
CGAGACGAAAAGACAACAAGCACGGUAGAUCACAACAACUACUAAUACGUUGGCGUUCCCGCAGGCGUAGCUUGAACGACACUGUUGAAAAUAUGAUAAUACCAACGUCCUCUCAAACGGUUUGGAAACGCUUCCGUCCUGGSGUUCUUUGUCUUCGUUUUCCCCAAGCCGGCCAUUUUCGGGAGAAUAAAGCAAAAUCCGAUCCAUCCGUCUCGUCGACGCAAGGGAUCCUUUCAUUGGCACCGUCAUUGCCACUAUCACCGUUGAAACAAAUGCUCAUUUUCUCGAGGAACCAAAGGACUAACACUAUCGGCAACAACACCAGCGACAGUUCAACCGCCACAACCGCGCGCCGUUCCUACUUCACGAACGGGGAGGCCUCGAAAAAGGAAGACCCUUACGCUGUCCUCGGUUUGCAGUGGGGCGACGGCGCCACCACGGCCGAAAUACGGCAGGCCUUUCGAGAACGGGCCAAGGCCCUGCAUCCCGAUGUCGUGGAUACCUCCGUGAUGACCACCGAAGAGGCCCACGAAGAAUUCCAGAAACUGGUCAGGGCCUACGAGUCACUGCUGAAGCACGUGCGGGCGGGAGACCACUGCGGGGACACGGAGGAAUGGAGGGAGGCACUGUGGCGGCAAUCGGACCGCAUCGCCCUGGACCGGACCGACGUGGCCGGUGUGGCAAGGAAGCGGCCAGCAAAAUCGGCGCAGACCGAGGGUAGGUACGGACGGGAACUGGGCCAUCCGGGCGGGAAGGGGAUCGCCGUAGCGAGGGRGGAGUACCUGUCGGAAGGCGGUGAUGGGAACGGGAAAAAGUUGCGCAGCUCCAGCGUCGGUAGGGGACAAAGCAAGUGGGUAAAAAAGAAACCRAAAGCACAGUACAAGGAGUGGCAGCCCUCUCGGUAGCAUCACGAGGCGCAUGCGAAGAAAAUAAGGGAUUAUCCCACUGAUCUUGUAAUAAAAGCUGAAACGAGCA